GGGCCUGGCCGCGUUGAAGCGAAGGCAGUCACAGUGACAACUCACCCCUUGGACCGACCUAAGACUGUCAUGCAGCCUCAACGCGGCCCCGCCUGACCGGCGCCGGCCACUCACCCCUUGGGCCGACCUAGGACUGUCAUGGCGGGAUGAGAUGGCUAACAUGAAUACAUUUCGAUACUUGGUGAGAUUAGCCAAAGAGAAUCCAGCUCUAGUGUGCCGUGUGGUGAACCAUCAUACACUCAGUCAGCCAAAGUUGCAGAUCAUUCGCCACAAAAAUGACAUGAACAGAACACCAUCUUUGACUGCUAUCAGAACGUACCGCAACAUCAGCCAUGGAGAUCCCCCUGUCCCCAACCUGACUAAACUGUGGUAUCUUUUUAUCGGACUGUCUUUCAUUGGAUUGAAUCUGGACUGGAAAGCAUUCAAAAAAUGGGCAUUUCCAAAAGUGGAUGCUGCAUCUGCAGGACAUGUAACGGAUUCACCUCAGGAUGAAGAUGUAAAGUUGGCAGAUACAGAGGAUGAUGGAACAAAGAAGAAAAAACGAACUAAGGAAAAAGUUGGAUUCAGGGAUCGUAAGAUCAUAGAGUAUGAGAACCGAAUCCGUCACUUCUCGACACCAGACAAAGUUUUUCGCUACUUUGCCACUCUUCAGGUGACUCAUGUCCAUGCCUCUGGAGCUGAAACCCACGAGGUCUUCAUGACCCCUGACGAUUUUCUCAGGUCUAUGACACCUGGAGUGAAACAACCUGAUGGACUUGGGCUGGAUCAGUACAAGCGAUACGACCCAAAGGACUAUGAUGAGUUACAAGCUCAGAAGAAUGUUCACAUGAAGUUGGAGCUUGCUUUAGAUGAAGACAGCAUAUUUUAUAAACUAGGAAGUUCUGGACUGAUAACAUUCUCUGACUACAUCUUUCUGCUCACUGUUUUGUCAACUUCCAGGCGGCACUUUGAGAUUGCCUUUCGCAUGUUUGACUUAAACGGAGAUGGGGAUGUUGACUCAGAGGAGUUUGAGAAGGUGGCGACUCUCAUCCGACAACAGACCAGCAUCGGUAGUCGACACAGAGACCAUGCCAACACUGGCAACACCUUCAAGGGUGUCAACUCUGCGCUUACGACUUACUUUUUUGGCCCUAAUAUGAACCAGAAAUUGACUAUUGAAAAAUUUCUUGAUUUUCAACGACAGUUGCAACGAGAAAUUCUCAGUCUUGAGUUCCAACGCAAGAACCCAGAUGAGAACGGAAACAUUUCAGAAGCAGACUUCACUGAACUUCUCUUAGCAUAUGCCGGUUAUGCUCCAAAGAAGAAGGCUAGGAUGCUGAAGCGAGUAAAGAAGACAUUUCGAGAAAACGCUCAGGGAAUCAGCAGAGAUGACUAUCUCAAGUUUUUUCACUUCUUAAACAAUAUCAAUGAUGUGGAUACAGCUCUCACAUUUUACCACAUCGCAGGCGCUUCCAUUGAUCAAGCAACUCUGAAGCAUGUGGCUAAAACAGUAGCUCAUGUAGAUCUGAGCGAUCACGUCAUCAAUGUAGUGUUCACCAUCUUCGACGAGAACAUGGAUGGACAACUCAGCAACCGAGAGUUUGUGGCAGUGAUGAAGAACCGACUGUUACGGGGCCUCGAGAAGCCCAAAGACACCGGCUUCGUCAAGCUGAUCCAGUCGAUCAUCAAGUGUGCCAAGGAGGCAAGGCCGGUCCUUUUUGACAUAUAAACCCUGGGGCUGCAUAUGAUGGGUUAUCUGAUGGAUUGUUAUAUGAUGGUUAUCUGAUGAUUGUUAUAUGACUGAUAUCUGAAGAUUGUUUCCUUGAUGGUUGUGAUUGGGGUUGUUUGUGUUUGCAUGGAAAUAUUAGGUUUUGUUUUUGACAUCAGUUUUAUUAUUUCCAACUCGUUUAUGUUGCAGGAUGUUGUCACAACAUACAAAUUGUUAUCAUUAUAAUAGUCAAUUUUUAUAUAAUCCGUAAAAUAAUCUUUUUGUUUUUCCAAAUUCAAUCACGAAAGAUCUCAAGUUUUAUCAACCUCUAUUUUAAAAAUGUACUUAUUCCAUUUUUGGAUUUUUUUAUUUUAAGUAUUUGGCAGUUUAAUACAAGUAUUAGUGAUUACUGUAACUGCCAAAAUAAUUGUAUGGAUUUUCGUAAGGUAAAUAAAUGGACCACUUCAUUUUAUGACUCUCAAAGCAAUAUUCUUGGAAUUACCAUAAGUUUGUGUUCUAUUUUACAUUAGACACAAAUAAGUUGAUAUCAUUGUGUCCAUAUAUUAACACCCGAUAUAGUUAACAACUUACAUAAGCAGUAUGUCUACUGGCCAAUUAAAAUCUUUUAGUGGAAAUCUGCUCUUAGAUAAGGACCUGAUUCACAACUUGUCUUAGUUUAAUCAAAACUAUCAUAACAAUUCAAGGAAACAUAUAUCAGAUACAUGCAUGCUGUCUGUUACAGGAAUACCCAGAAUCCUCUUUCAAGUGGAAACUCUUCCUCUUAAAAUCUUUCUUUUAAACUAUACACUAGCAAAUGCUUCUUUCAACAAAAAAUUACACAAUAUAUCCUGUAAUUCCAACUCAUUAAUCUUUAAAUUAGUUAAAUUUUUAAAAAUUUUGGGAAUCGAUUCCUGUAGUCCUUUCUGGGUACUCCCUUAAUCUGUUGCAUGUAUGAUAAAUAAAUGUGUACAAAUACUGUUACUUGUUGUCAUAACUACCAUAGACAAUAUUAAGAAGUCAAUGCUAUUUAAAAUCUGUUCUUUUGUAAAUUUAAUCUACUUCCUCACUGUUUACAAAAGUUUUGAUAUUGUAUUAAUGUUAAAGUGUUCGACGACCACUUGUGCAUGAUGAUAAAAUCACUCAAGUGCGAGUGAUGUGUGUUUAUUUAUUUAUGUUCCUUUAAGUUUUCCUCUUAUGAUGAAUUGUGUUUCAUUUCGUACUGUACAUUUUCCAUCUAUAAUUUAUUAAUACUGUUGUUUUGAAAAGUUUUAUAAACUAAAUCACAAGAAAAACUGUGAAAUCUUAGAAAAUAUUACAUUUUUCUUAUUAAAGAAAGUUAUUUUAUUUAAGUAUGUAUAAACCAUUUGUAAAUAACUUGAAUUAAUCUAAUUCACUAUGUAAUUUAACAUUGUCUAUUGAAUUUCAUAUAUAUAAUAAAAACAACUUAAUUCACAGAUUAAUGUCAUAGCUUUUACCUGAUAAUACCAACUGCACUGACUGAACUUUACCCACAGGCAAAACUAUUGCGAUUGUUUACUUAUAUGUUCAAACAUUAGCAUAAAAUCAAAUUAUUCUAUUGUCUCUUCCAUUUUAUUAUCUAUAGCAACUAUUCUAUUAAGUAUAUAGUGUUAGAUAUUUCCUGUUAACAGAGCAUCACACGUUAGUUAUAUGUUAAGAAAUACAAGCAUCAGUAUGUUCAAUAGACAAAUUUGUUUUUUUUCAAAAUUGUAUUCAUUAUACAAGCAGUUUUUUAAAGCAAAAUCCAAAAUAAAUGGAGAAUGAUCCAUAACUGAUGAGAAACUCGAAAGCUACAGUUAUUCUGUCAACAAAACACUAGGAUGGACUAUUUAGUAUACAAUGUAAGUAUGGUCGGCUACAAUUUUUCUGCCCUUUUCUUGCCUUUUGUUCAUUGUUUCCUAAUUUAAAUGGUCCUGUAAGUAUCGAUAGCACGUACAAGGUGUAAACAACAUUGAAACAUAUUUUGUAAUUUUGCAUCCGUGCAUGUUGUCGGUUCUUAACACUAUUUUGUGCAUGUCAUCCAUCCACACCCUUGAUUUACCAAGAGUUAAUAAAUUUAGUAAAACAAAAGGCAAUAUUGACCAAUAAAAUAUUGUAUCUCUUGAUUAUUAUUUUUAAAUAAAAUAUUUUGCCAUCCUCAAUCUCUACAAACGAUCCCAGCAAUUAAUUUUGGCAGCUUUUGGACAGUCAGGUUAGAGGAUACGUUAAAUCAAAUAAAUAGUGUCAAAAUAUUAAACAAACUUUAUCCUUUGACAUAAUUUACUUUAUAUUCUGCUAUUUCUACACUAUUUAAGAGUUAUGAAUGGUGUGGGUUAAAACAUCUUGUAAGACAACAUAGUUUUAAAUAGAUUUUAUCUAUUUUUAUUAUAAAUUUAUUUUUAAGUUAAGUUUUAUUGGGCAGAUAUGGUUUAUCCAUUCUUAACUAUUAGGUUAUAAUUGAUAAGUGGGAAAAAUAUCAAAUAAAUAUCACUAUAAACUUUAUAAAUACCCAUUUUUUUAGACUUAAUCUUGACUUGUUUUAGUUGAAAAUCAUUAUUUAUCAUGUUAAACAUGUUAAUGUUCAACUUUUUUCUAGAGAUAUUUAAAAAUUAAAUUUCAAUUUUAAGUGUUGUUUUAAAUGAAAAUGUUUUGAGAAAUGCACUUUGUCCAUUGUGUUAAAUAUUUAUUAAGUUAAAAAUUAUAAGUAUAAAAUAAAAUUCUCAGAACAAUUUUUUAUGGAUUUUUCCAAUUCGUUAAUAUUAAUAUUCUGUGGUUGCCUUGAGUAUCUUAUAAGAGUCCAUUACUGCCCAAAAUUGAAAACACUUUAUGGGGUGAAAUUUAAAUGUUCACAAAUGUGUUUUGUAUUUAAUAACUUAACCUGUGUCGAUGGCCGAUACCUACACAUGUAUUGGCAAGUGUUUUAUAAACUCAUUCUGUAUAUUUGCCAUGAAGUUUCCUAAAUGAAUGUUUUCACUGUAAAUAAAAAUUUAGUUCUACUCACAUUACAAUACUUUCUCUUAUACUAUGACUGGGAUAUGAAGUAAAAAUAAAGUGUUUACAAGUAUUAAAGGCAGUAUUAAUACUUGCACAAUACAAACACAAUGCCUUGUGCGUUCUUGUUUCAUGUUGUAUUGACCCAAUGAGUAUAUUUGGUUGUGUCCUCAGAUACCAUGGCUGAUUGAAUAUCUUGUAAUGCUACUAUGUUGUUGAUGUAAUUUUGAUCCCUAUCUGUGUGCAUGUCAUUUGCAAGAAUCCUGGUCAUUAAUAAAACAUACUAGUGCAAUAAAAAUAAUUUUUGUAAUUGUAUUUUACUACUGGUCUAAAAUCUAUUACAUUAGACUUUUAACUGUAUUUCUAUUACUGCUUUUUUGACAUGUUAUAAUUAGUAAUUUUUGGUAGUAGUUUUAUACUCCCUAUGUGAGUUUCUUUUGUUACAACCAUUAAGUCUGGCUUGUAUAUAACUUAUGUACAGAAAAUUGUAUUAUUGAAAUAAAGGUAUUACUAAUUGUCUUAAAUGA
Messenger RNA from Homalodisca vitripennis (glassy-winged sharpshooter), 5202 nucleotides. Its product is annotated as calcium uptake protein 1 homolog, mitochondrial-like. Gene Ontology annotation, molecular function: calcium ion binding. Gene Ontology annotation, biological process: calcium import into the mitochondrion; mitochondrial calcium ion homeostasis. The coding region runs from base 152 to 1708 and encodes 518 amino acids. Gene Ontology annotation, cellular component: uniplex complex. The transcript is spliced from 14 exons. The record is from RefSeq and is a predicted model, not a curated record. NCBI's taxonomy places the organism in Eukaryota, Metazoa, Arthropoda, Insecta, Hemiptera, Cicadellidae.